This is a messenger RNA of Bolinopsis microptera, 3083 nucleotides long. RefSeq names its product paired box protein Pax-7-like. Gene Ontology annotation, molecular function: RNA polymerase II transcription regulatory region sequence-specific DNA binding; DNA-binding transcription factor activity, RNA polymerase II-specific. The record is from RefSeq and is a predicted model, not a curated record. The transcript is spliced from 7 exons. Gene Ontology annotation, biological process: regulation of transcription by RNA polymerase II. NCBI's taxonomy places the organism in Eukaryota, Metazoa, Ctenophora, Tentaculata, Lobata, Bolinopsidae. The coding region runs from base 1778 to 2710 and encodes 310 amino acids.
AGAAGACCCGGUGUACAGUGAUAUUGUUGUUCCUUCUCCCCUGUAGGGCUGGUAGUGGUAAUCUUGUUAAGAUAGGGCGCAUUUAAUAUUUACUAACACUAGCUGCUAUUCCACUUUUAUAUUUACUAACACUUAUAGCUGCUCAUCCACUUUAAUAUUUACUAACACUAGCUGCUAUUCCACUUUUAUAUUUACUAACACUAGCUGCUAUUCCACUUUUAUAUUUACUAACACUAGCUGCUCAUCCACUUUAAUAUUUACUAACACUAGCUGCUAUUCCACUUUUAUAUUUACUAACACUAGCUGCUCAUCCACUUUUAUAUUUACUAACACUAGUUGCUAUUCCACUUUUAUAUUUAAAAAACUGACUGCUGAUUGCUUCCAAUCUAGUUUACUAUAAUACAGUUCUUAAAAUUUAUAUAUGAAUUUACUAGUAAUGUUGAUCGGUAAUGAGUUUCUAUUACUAUAGUCUUUUACUAUUAUACUUUUUUACUUUUUAUUAUACUUUUUGUUCAGUUAAUGUUAUUUAGUUAUAAUUUAUAACUAGUACCUCCAAGUCGAAUCAUUGGUAAAAUUGAUCACUUCAGUAAUUUUUGGUAAAUUCUUUAUUUUUGUCAGUACUUCUUCUACGUAUUCCCUCUGCAGAUAAUUCCCUACCAAAUGUUAAAAAAUCCAAUGGAUAUUUUCUACAAACAGUAUGAUAUUCUUUGUGAAACCUUUUCACCAAAUGUUACAAAUAUCUUGCUGUUUACCCAAAAAUUUGAUAAAACUUUCACUGUCUGACGACAAAACGUGAACUCCAUAUCUUUAUCCUCUGAAACUUGAUCUCAUUCUGAAACGUGACUGUGGAUCUCAGUAUCUCAUUUCAGUUUUCUCCGCAUAAUCUCUAACCAGUUAAAAUAGAAAUAGAAUCACCCACACAGUUUUCAGGCGGCACGGGUAGGAAAAACCUUAACCUGGUAACCUUGUAACCUGGUAACCUGGUACUAAUUGGUAACCUGGUAACCUGAUAACUUGGUAACCUUAUAACCUGGUAACUUGGAAACCUGGUUACCCUUUUGCCUGCACAAGAGCAAUUCUAAUAUAACUGCACGUUUUUUGUGAACUAACUGAUAUUCUCAAGGCGAGGGAUGCAGAAGUUCUUUUAUAGAAGUUUUGGUAGUUUUGGUAGUGUCUGUAGUCAUGGUUACACACAUGGGAGUUUUAUUAUUUGCACGCCAGAGUGGAGCCUCCAAUUAAACAAUCAAUUAAAAGGGCUCCCUCACUAAUAAGUAAUCACACCACUUAUUCUAUUCGAGUAUUUUCUCUGAAGUGUCUUCCUGCGCUCUCAGUAAUAACCUCCACUAAAAAGGAACCAGGAAAUCCGGCCAGGAAGUCUUGUAUUUCAUUUCCCAUUUCCCCACAUUUUCCUGCCACGCUCACGGUGCUAAGCACGUGACGAGCCCACGUGACCCGCCUUCGCCCACGUGCACAACUCACGUGACACACAUUCAGCACGUGCACGACCUGGUCUUUACAGAAAAACCCUGAUAAGGGCUGGGGGUGUCGAGUUUCAACCGAGUUUAAGCGAGCUUACCUUCCCUCCUACCUCGCGUUACCAAUACUUUAUCAAGGGCACCCGCAAUCUCCACCGUUACUCUCUCUCUCCCCUCACUGACAAUCUAGCCCUUUAAUCGAAUUUGUGUUCGUUUCUGUAUUUUGAAUUUGAAUCGUGUGCUGCACACAGCUCUCUCUCUCUCCCUCACACUCUCGGAGGUAACCAUUUCCUGGUGAAGAUAUGCUUGUAACCAGUUCUCAACACAACUCUGUUAACAACAACAACAACAACAACAACAUAGGCAGCUCGGUAGUCUCCACCACCACAUUAGUGGGUAAUAUAAAGGAAGAGCCCGGUUCUGGUCAAGGUGGUAUCACCGCUGAGAGAAGUGCUAAACGAAAGCAACGACGUAACAGGACCCAGUUCUCAACCUACCAGUUAGACCAGCUAGAAGCAGAGUUUGACAAGUCCCACUACCCUGACGUUCUGACCAGGGAGGAGCUGGCUAAUGGAUUAGAUCUUACUGAAGCUAGGGUCCAGGUUUGGUUCCAGAAUCGUAGAGCGAAGUGGAGGAAGAAACAGAGAGAGGCUGAUAUGAGUAAUACUGGAGCUGCUACUAAUGUUAACAGACUUAUAUCAGGGUUACCAACAGAAUACACACCAACAGCAGAACCGUGGACAAUGAACAUUCCUACCAUAUCUCACAGCAUCCCCACCAGUCACUACAGUUUUGGAAGCGUGGUACCCUACAGUACGAGCGCCUCUCCCAGCCCCAUGUUUCAGGCUCCCAACUUCACUAAUCUCUACAGCUCAGGAGGACACUUCUACAACAACACGGGCAAUUCCCUGAACAACACCUCCCACCUCCACUCUCCCACCUCCCACCUAACAAACUACCAGCACCAAGGCAGCGUCCCUCCCUCCCUCAUCCCCAACCAGCGCUCUCCAAACCCCCUCUCUACUCUACAGACCCCUCCUGCCACAUCCCCUCCAAAUCUCACUACCUUUGGUGUAGGACACUUGACAGGCAAUAUUCCUGGCAAAAUCCCCGAGUGGCAGAGUCAGAGUAUUGAGCUACUGAGAGCCAGUGCCACCACUGUUAAGCCCACUAAAGUGGAACCUGGGCUCCCACAUAAUGGGUACCAGAUCCCGGCACGAUCCUCCACGUCAUGACGAAACUUAAACACAAGGAAAUGUUUUGUUCAGUAGAUUAUGUUGAUGUUGAGGUUAGCAGACGAUGAUGACGUGUGUUUUGACCUAUGUGAAACACAAGGAAAUGUUUUAUCCGGGUUAAUGUUGUUGGUGUGACGUAUAAUGGAAAAAAAUGGGAAGGUGUAAGAAUAAGUGCUUCUUCUAGGAAAUCUAUUACAAUUCCUCGCUUUCUAUGGUAAAGUGACGAUUAUUUUUAUUUUCAAACGUAUUUUGAUCUUGUUAAAGUUAUAUAAUAAUGAAAUAUGACAUUGUGGAGAUUGAUUACAAAUUGGUAGAUUGAUAUUUGAGAUAACACGAAUCUCUCCGUUACCGAUUUAAUUUUACAUGAUGGUAA